AUGAUGGCUACAGAGAUACAAUACAGUUGCAUAUAUGAUGGCUACAAAGAUACAAUACAGUGGGUAGUUUUCUGUGAGGAGGAGACACGUAUAGAUCUGAAAAAACUGAUUAAUAUACUCAGUAAAUAUGACCAAAAUGAGCCACACUUUCUAGGAAAGGCUCUCAGAGAUAAAGAAGCAACUAUUAUACAUCAUUUCAAAUUCAUAGAAAAUCCAUCCAAGUUUGCCUUCCCUGACUUUGCAGCUGGGUUUGCAAUAAGCAGAGAUUUAUUAAUCAGUUUACAGAAGAAAAUAAGAUCUGAAGUGUUGGACAAUAAUUUUUCAAUUGAUCCAAAACACGAGCUUGCUUUGUAUAUAUGGAAAGAUGGGGAGGGACAUGAGUUAACUGAACAGCCAGGGUUUUGUACAGCCAAUCCUGGGCCAGAGUGUGCCACUUUAUAUACUACCUCCCUCCCACAAUGUGGUUCUCCAGUUGACAAGGAUGACAUCUAUAUUGCAGUGAAGACAUGUGAGAAGUUCCAUAAAGACAGGGUACCAAUUGUUUUAAAGACCUGGGGUAAACAUGUUCCUCAUAUAGAGUACAUCAGUGAGACCCUAGAUAAUGACAUACCCACUGUGGAAACUGGACUUCCAAACACAGAAUCUGGACACUGUGGUAAACUUGAGUUUAUUUUAAAGAGGGCAGCUACUCACCCAGAGCUCAUCUCCAAACCUUGGAUAGUCGUUGCAGAUGACGACACAGUACUAAGUUUUAACAGGCUACGCAGGUUCCUGUCAUGCUAUGAUCCAAAUGAGCGAAUUGUCAUAGGAGAACGCUAUGGUUACGGUGUUGCUAAGGGUUAUGGCUACAACUACCCCACAGGAGGCGGAGGCAUGGUAUUCAGUCGUGCAGCCAUUGAGAAGUUAAUGUUUGAUGGCGACCGUCCAUUCAACUGUCCAUCGUUAGAUACUCCAGAUGAUAUGAUUCUUGGAUCUUUCUGUAGAGGUCUAAAUAUUCCAUUAGUACAUUCCCCUCUUUUUCACCAGGCCAGACCGGAUGAUUAUUCUGAAGGUUACCUCAGCUGGCAAAGUCCAAUCUCAUUCCACAAACAUUGGAACAAUGAUCCAAUCAAAGUCUAUGACACAUGGUUCAAAGAGGCUGAUCUUGAAGACAUUGAUGGCAAGGAAUAUAAUGAUAAUGCACAACAAAAUAAAGACAAGGAUGAGCUAUAGCAGAAUUUGAAUAAUCAACUUCUUAUACAGUAAAACCUGUCUAAUUCAAACUCCUCUUGAACCAGCCAAAAAUGUUUGGGUUCUAAUUUCAAGGUU
Molecule: messenger RNA, 1308 nt
Organism: Owenia fusiformis
Lineage: Eukaryota; Metazoa; Annelida; Polychaeta; Sabellida; Oweniidae
Source: the annotation of a GenBank genome assembly